AAGAUUUUUAAAAUAAUGUGUAAGUCCCUGUUCCAGCUGGAGGGGGCGCCCACGUGCAUUUUCAUUGUUUCCUUCUGCACAUUGUUGCUGAACCGCGUCAAUGAUCGAUCAGUGAGUCGCUGCCGUAGAAGAAGAAACAAGAGCCUCAUCUCGUCUGAAGAAAGGUUUGGUACAUCCGGGUCACGGCGCAGAGACGCAGCCGCUUCGUUUGUCUUCACUUGUAGCAGCAAUAAAGGAAUAAAGAAGUGGUUCAAAAUGUCUGACGAGGAGGAUGCAGCUCCGCCCAUGAAGAGGGGUCGUGUUUUCUACGGAAGCCUGGAGGAGAAAGAGCGGGAGCGGUUGAGCUUAGAGAUGGUGAGCAGCACUACUGGAAACGAUGCGGUGAAGGCGGGGAUUGAGGCAGGAAACAUCAACAUCUCAUCAGGAGAGACACUGGAGAUGGAAGAGCGAGUCAGCGAGCGGCAACAUGAAGCGCUGGCUGAGUUUGAGCGGCGGCGGCGUGCGCGUCAGAUCACCGUCUCCACCGACGACACCGAGGUGAAAGCUGGGCUUCGGGCUCUCGGCGAGCCAAUCACAUUGUUCGGAGAGGGACCAGCUGACCGCCGGGAGAGGUUGCGUGGCGUUCUCUCUGUUGUUGGUCCAGAUGCCCUGAAAAAGUCCAGAAAAGAUGAAGAGCGAGCAAAAAGAUCACAGGAAGAGUGUCAGCAGACGUGGUACCAUGAAGGCUCCGCCUCCCUGAAGGAUGCCCGGCUCUGGUUGGCCAAAUACUCUUUGCCUCGGGCAGUAGAGCGUCUGGAGGCUGCGCGAGCUCAGAAGGACGUCGCCGAUGCAACGAGGGUGAUGCGACAACAAGAGCUACACAAGAGUCUGAGGAAUCUGAACAACUUCUGCAGUCAGAUCGGUGACGAUCGACCAAUCAGCUUCUGCCAUUUCAGCCCCGACUCCAAGAUGCUGGCCACUGGCUCCUGGAGUGGUCUGUGUAAGCUGUGGUCCGUCCCCGACUGCAACCUGAUUCGUACACUCAGAGGACACAACACCAACGUCGGCGCCAUCGUCUUCCGCCCACAGGCUGGAGUCUCUCUCGACCAAUCAGAUGUGAGCUUGGCCUCAUGUGCUGCUGAUGGGUCUGUGAAGUUGUGGAACCUCGAGAGUGACGAGCCUGUGGCGGACAUCGAGGGUCACAGUGAGCGAGUGUCCCGUGUGUCGUGGCAUCCAUCUGGAAGGUUCCUUGGAACGACGUGUUAUGAUAACUCGUGGCGCCUCUGGGAUCUGGAGGUUCAGGAGGAAAUUCUCCAUCAGGAAGGUCACAGCAAGGGAGUCCACGACCUCCACUUCCACCCCGACGGCUCACUGGCUGCUACUGGAGGCCUGGAUUCCUUCGGCAGGGUGUGGGACCUUCGGACUGGACGUUGUGUUGUUUUCCUCGAGGGUCACCUGAAGGAGAUCUACAGCCUGCACUUCUCUCCCAACGGAUAUCACCUGGCAACAGGAAGUGGUGAUAACACCUGUAAGGUUUGGGAGCUGAGAAACAGGAAGUGCUUGUACACAGUCCCCGCCCACCAGAACCUACUUUCUUCAGUCCGCUUUCAACCCACAGACGGCCACUUCCUGUUGACUGGAGCAUACGACAACACAGCUAAGGUUUGGAGUCACCCUGGUUGGACGCCACUGAAGACGCUCGCUGGACAUGAGGGGAAGGUGAUGGGAGUCGACGUGUCACCUGACGGGAAAUUGAUAGCCACCUGUUCCUAUGACCGCACCUUCAAACUCUGGGUAUCUGAGUGAUGUCAUCAUUAAUGGGAUGUCGCAGCAGAAGCUGAACUUUUCAUUUAAUAAAAGUGAGUAAUAGCUGGACUUUGUGUAGUUUAAUAAAAAUUAUCAUUUUUAAA
Paralichthys olivaceus (Japanese flounder) is the source of this 1889-nucleotide messenger RNA. The record is from RefSeq and is a predicted model, not a curated record. Lineage: Eukaryota; Metazoa; Chordata; Actinopteri; Pleuronectiformes; Paralichthyidae.